This is a messenger RNA of Cladophialophora immunda, 1076 nucleotides long. RefSeq lists its product as uncharacterized. Lineage: Eukaryota; Fungi; Ascomycota; Eurotiomycetes; Chaetothyriales; Herpotrichiellaceae. The transcript is spliced from 3 exons. The record is from RefSeq and is a predicted model, not a curated record. The annotation marks the transcript as partial.
CUGAGUCCUGCCACGUCGCAAGACCUCCUGGCACUAGGCGCAAUCAGGUAACGCCUGAAGCGCACGUAAAACGGCAACUGUCUCAGGCGCAACAGGUACAUUGAUCAACAAAUCUGUCUUUACAAUGAACAAGGGCCAAAUGACGCCGGUUUACCCAGGGCAUUCCUGGAUGCUGCGCAAACCACUAUCGCCAAUGGAGAUCUAGCCCGGGCACAAAUUUUUGCUGAACGAGCGGUGCUUGGGUGGACUAUCCUUGAAGGCGACGACAGCCCUAGGGUGCUUGAAAACAGACCUCUGUCCCAGGAUCCAUCGAAACAUGAGUUAUACGGGAUCUCGGUAAAGUGGAAGACAGCUCUGGAUGACGUUCCCCAGGGACUUGACGCGAAAGGGUUCGAAGAUUGGUUGUGGAGGAGAGAGAAGCUACAACGACCCGGAGAGCCGGCGGACUUUCGCAGUAGAACGACGUUCCCAGGUUUCAACGACCUGCCAGACGAGAACUGCUUUGAUCCUGGGUUCUACGCACGUAGCAACGGGAUUACCUACCAACCACGGCGGCAUUGGCUCUUCCUGGCCGAGAUUAUUGCCUUCGCCUCAUUGGUUCGCCUGCAGAUGGACGUCAAAGACGUCGACGGUACGACGGUUCCACUCUUUUUCUAUACGCAAAGGCGUGGCAGUGAAUUGGCACCUUCAGAGGUUCAGAAGGGGCACACUAUCGCAAUUCUCUACGCGCAGCGUCACACGUUCAUGUUUUCUGAACCGGGAAUCCGUCUUGAGGAAGCCACGAAUAUUAAGAUAUUUCCACUAUCGCUAAAUAAGUCGCUAGCGUUGAGCGACCGAGUCCAAAAAUUCUCGACGGAAACGAAUGGGACAAGAACAUGUCAUGGGUGCGAGAGGCAGGCGAUUUCCUUAAAGAAGUGUGCCAAAUGCUCGCUUUUCUGGUACUGCAACGGAGACUGCCAGAGGACUGGUUGGAACGAGAAUAACCACAAAGCAGACUGUAAGCUGCUCAAGGAUGCCGAUUUAAAGGGUUUGUUUUCUCUUCACUGGGAUAAAUUUGAACGUCGCGUUAAAUUCCC